AUGAUAUGUUUCAGACAAUUGAAGGUUCAGUUCUACUCCGAGAUCCAAUCAACACUCCGUCGUGCCUCUGCACUGCGACAUCUAUCCGUCAAGCUCGAUUUCGGCACCUGUCCCUGCAACAGCGCCUUCAAACAGGCCUUGAUCCACUUGACAGUCGUAUCAUUGCCGGCUUUUUUUGAUCGCAAGAACGACACCAUGAUGAAGACGUCCACGGCGGAAAGUAGCCAUCCGCUCCGGCGAAUGGCGCUGCAUUCCUUUGAGGAAGAACUACAAAGGGAUGAUAGUCUUCAGCCAUUUUUAGACUUCUUGCAUGUCUUGACCAAGCUCAACGUCAUCUUUGUCGUCCAAUGUGAGGUAGUUCUUAGCAUCGCGUUGCACGAACUUGAGCAAUGCAUUGAGAUAGCUGUGACCGCCAUUGUAAGGCCCUCAAUCGAUAUCGAGCUUGGCGUGAUCGUCAAUGAAGAAGCCUGGUGCGGGGACCUUCUAGUCGUUGACGAUCUGCCUCACCAAGUAUUCCUGAGCCAUUCUGUCGACUUCCACCGUACGGUCCGCGACUUUCUAUGCGAUAACUAUCGCGAAAAGCCGGCAUUACUCGUCAGAGAAGAGUUAAACCCAUUGAUCAGCUUAUGCAGCGUCUAUCUUGCGCUUCUGAAAGGCCCUGCGAUCAAAAUUUUCUGGAUUCCGACUUUUUACAAGACCAUCAUUGGGCUGACUGAUGAGCUCCUUUACUAUGCCCACGAACUGGGAAGAAGGCUCGGUGACCCUACCGUCCCUUGUCUGCUUCCCAUCCUCGACGAACUCGACAAGACCAACACCUCAUUUGUGCGACGCAGUCGCGGUAACAACCACUGGACAGAUGCAAGAGACCUACGAUCAGCCCAAGGUCUCGAAACGAACGAAGAGCGCGAUACGUGUAACUUCCUGGAACUGGUCGUGCAAGCCCGUCUGACAGGAUAUUAUCAACAAGGAAGACCGUCUACUGCUGGACUACGCAUUACGUCCGCUCCGUAUAACUCCAAUAGCUAUGCGGCAUGCUGUACCACUCUAUCCAAGAAGAAGCAAGGGUAG
This is a messenger RNA of Didymella exigua CBS 183.55, 1068 nucleotides long. RefSeq lists its product as uncharacterized. The record is from RefSeq and is a predicted model, not a curated record. Lineage: Eukaryota; Fungi; Ascomycota; Dothideomycetes; Pleosporales; Didymellaceae. The coding region runs from base 1 to 1068 and encodes 355 amino acids. The transcript has 5 exons.